Molecule: messenger RNA, 2442 nt
Organism: Psilocybe cubensis
Lineage: Eukaryota; Fungi; Basidiomycota; Agaricomycetes; Agaricales; Agrocybaceae
Exons: 2
Coding region: 1-2442 (813 amino acids)
Source: RefSeq, a predicted model, not a curated record
AUGCUCUUCACUGCGAAACAGAGCCUGCUGCCGGCCGACCAUGCUCUGCUCACUGCCCACCCGCCCCCCUACACUCCGGGGCCCUACGCCGCCGCCGCCGCCGCCGACACCGACGCCCCGACAAGCCAGACUCUGCCGACGCUCGUUGAGCUGUGUCUGCGCGCCCUUGUGCCGUACCCGGACGAGAUCGCGCUCCCCGUGCGCCUGCCGCUGCGGCGCCCCCGCCUGCUGCACACGCUGAUCGAUGACCCCGCCGCGCUCGACCCGCGUCUCUGGGCCGUGCUAGUCCAGAUAUACGACGGCCUGCCGGGGUAUCUGGCGCAAUACAGGCUCCCGCUCGCGGACGUGCAUCUGCCGCUCCUGCAGACGAUCCCCAGCACGGCGCACUUCUCCCUCGUGACCGUGCUCAGUCUCCCCGCGUGUGCCCACCUUACAGACGACACCGUGCACAGACUCCGCUUUCUCCACACCCUCGCUGCCCUCGACGCAUCCAGCACCGCCCUCACCGCCUACGCCCUCCACUCCCUCGCAGCCACCCUCCAGCCAGAUCGCAGAGGGCCCUGGCAGCUCCGCAUCCUCUCCCUCCGCAACUGCAAGUGCAUCACCAACGACGCAUUCCCCCACAUCCUCAGGUUCCCCCUUCUCUCCGUGCUCGGCAAGUCUCCAUUUAUUCAUUCAUUGUCUACAGCUAGCUUACAUUGCACAGAUCUCCGGGGCACUCGUUGUCUCCCAGACAAGGCCUUUCCCUUCCACCCACCGUCUCACGAGUACGACGAUCUAUACCACCCCGCCCCACUUGUUUCCGCCCUAGAAUCUCUCUACGACAUACAGCCCAGGCUCUAUUCGUCUGAGCACCCUUUCGUCCUAAAUAUAGACUCCCUAUACCACCGUCCCACCGUCCCCGCCCCCAAAGUCAGUUCUGUUGCUCCUCAGGACGCUUUCGUCGUAGUGCCCCCCAACGCCGCCUCCAUCCGAGUAGGCAAUACCACUGUCCUCCAGAGGGAUAUUCAGGCCAGAGAGGACUCGGAGGCACACCAACGGAACAAAGAGGCUUGGUACGAACGUCAAGAUUACGAAAUCACUAUAAUGUCUGCAAAGCCGCGCCCCGGACGUCGCAACUCGCCUCCAUCAGGCCGUAUCAACCAAUCAGUCUGGAUAGGCGGCAUAACUCCAACACCACCAUCAAGCAAUCUACCACCCACAGCACAAUCUUCUACCAACACUUCCAGAAACACGGCGUCGGGCACACCCACACCCAGACCGAGCACCUCCACCAACGCACGCAGAGUCCUACACCACCCACCGCGCUUCCCAAAUUCGGAAUUUACCUCCGAUCAAACCAAUUUCCAAUCAGAAAGCGUGUCGGGCACUGCCAACGCACGCGGCGCGGAAGCAUCGACCCAUGGCGCGCGUGCGCGCGUGCUCAAGGUCCCGCGCCUGAACAUGCAUGCGCGUGCGAUGUAUGCUUCGAGCUCGAGCUCUUCUGGGUCACGCACAGCGAGUUCGCGCAUCCCGCUCCCGAUGGUGCCCGUUACCUCGCUGGAGCCUAUCAAACCCAAACCCAAGCGCCCCACCGUCGUGUCCACCUCUACUAUCAGCCCCUCCAACACCUUUGACGCAAAACUCAAGUUGUACCGCACGCCGCCCGCAUGGGCGACCCUCGACGAUGCGCUCCAGGAGCAAAAGGCGCAGGCAGAGAAGAGGAAACAGCAGAUGCACGCAGCGGCAACGAGCAGCAGGCGCGAGGUGGCAAUGGUGGAUAUGAGCAGCGCGCGUGCGGCCCGGGUGAAGCGAGAGCUAGACGAGGUCGUGCAAAAGGCGGCGAAGAGAAGGAAAUUGGAGGAUUUGGAGGUUGCGGAGCCUGCGCGUGAAAAGGGUACAAGGGCGUCCAUUGGUAAUGGAGCUGGAAUUGUACCGCCGUUGGUCAAUGAGUCGACGUCUCGCAAUCCGUUUAGAAGGCGACCAUGCACUUCAGCGCCUAGUCAUGUGCCAACAUCCUUACUCUCGUCAAAGUCCGCCUCGUCCAUAUCAUCAAGCCACACACGCGUCGGAGAUCGAGACGAAGAUGCAGGGUAUCUCGAUGAGGAUGAGGACGAGGAAACGGUCUACAUUGGCGGUGGCGAGAAAGAUGAUGAAAUAGAUAACGACUUUAAUGAUGAUACCGACCUCGGAACUACGCCCGGAUCAAGCAAAACAAACUCUAGUACUAAACCUAGUGCAAGGAAGAGCAUAGAUGGCAAAGUACUGACGCCGAUUAUGGAUAUGAAAAUUCCCGUGCUGCCUUCCGAGAUGCGAAAAGAGGCGUUGGCGCGAGAGCGGAAGGAGAGUGGUAGGAGCGCGGGGAUCGCUAAAAGCAAACCCCAGGGAAAGAACGCGAGCAAGACAGGACGCAAGUCUGAAGGAGGGUUUGACUGGAAAACAUGGGGGGGUGCUGGCAAGUAA